AUGAAAGUUCCUGGUAUGAGGCUCUUCUCAAAACAUGGCCCUGUCACUGCAGCUCUGGAUAAAGAUUGGCUCAGUUGGGUGGACACAGACGUCACUCACUCUGAUAACGUGUUUUCAUUGAAGUUUAUCUCCCAGAAAGGGAGCCAGGCUGGAGCUGAAGAGAACGAGAGAUGGAAAAGCCAUCAUUUCCCAUUCUUCCUUCAUAUUAAAGCGUUUCUGAAUAGAGAUCUCAAGAUUUGGGAAUGUAGUGAGUUUGAAGGUGAUGGAGUGCCCCUGCAGUCUCAGUCUGUCAGCUCAUUGAUCACUGUUACCACUGGACAACGAUGCUCCAAGCUGCUGGAGCCAAGCAACUGGGCUUUGCUUGCUGCAGGUGCUCUCCACAGCUGUGGUCCAGGCAGUGCUACCUGGAGCUACACAGCCCCUGGAUUCCCUUCUCACUCAUUCCACCUCUCAUCAGGUGAGGAAACACAAACGGGCUCAUUUAUUAGAGUGUUGCAGAACCACCGAGGCGAGCAGCGAGACCCGGGCACCACCGAACCUCCCAGCAAGGCUGGUGAGAGGACAUUGCGGCCGAAGCGGCGGAUCCCGCUGGUGCCGGAGAACUUGCUGAAGAAGAGGAAGGCGUACCUGGCCAUCAAGGCCACCCAGGCCAAGCAGGCGCUGCUCAACAAGCGCAAGCAGCAGAAGGGGAAGCAGAUCCAGUUCAGGCGGCUGGAGACCUUUGUUCGGGAUUCGUGGCGCAAGCGCCGGGAUGACACCCGGCUGAGGCGCAUGGAGCAGAGGCCUGGGCCGGCAGCAGCACCUCAGGAGAGCAAACUGGCCUUCGCUGUGAGGAUUGCGGACAUUAAGGGAGUGACUAAGAGGGUGAGGAGAGUGAUAGAGUUGCUGCGGCUGAAGAAGAAUUACACUGGGGUAUUUGUGAAGCUGAGCCCGCUGUCGCUGAAGAUGCUGCGGAUCGUGGAGCCUUACGUGGCCUGGGGGCAGCCUAACCUGAAAUCUGUACGAGAGCUCAUCCUGAAACGGGGCCAAGCCAAGAUCAAGAAGAAGAGGGUGCCUCUGACAGAUAACAUGCUGAUAGAGGAGCAUUUUGGGGGCUGUGGUAUAAUUUGCCUGGAAGACCUUAUUCAUGAAAUCUACACAACUGGGAAGUAUUUCAAAAGAGUAACCAGCUUUCUGUGGCCAUUCCACCUGUCGGUGGCGCGCCACGCGUCGCGGAACAGAGUGGGUUUCCUCAAGGAGAUGGGCAAGCCUGGCUACAGAGGUGACGCCAUCAACCAGCUCAUCCGUCAGCUCAACUAGCCAGGGUCUUUAUGAAAAUUUCGGGAUUACAACUUGUUCCUUUUCACAUGUACCUUUCAUGGACAUUAUCUACGUGCAACGAUCUGUAUGCAACUUCUCUUGACUGCUGGUGCCUCUAUAAAAGAAGAAAUACGGAGAUGAUGAUGGAGAUGGACUUCGGGCUGGCCCUUCUUAAAGAAGAUAAAUUCUGUUUGGUACAAGAAUGAGCUUCUUGGAGCAAUUUGACUUUUGCAUCUCUGUAAAAUAAGUGGUUUUUAUGCUCACUACUGCAGACUUCAUUCUUUGAAGUGCACCUCUUUCUAGUGCAGUCGCAACUGUGCUGACAGGCAAAAGAAAACACCAAGAUAUUCUGUUACUGCAGCACAAGCCCCAGCAGUGAAUAACAGAACUUUUAAGUACCUAGAUAGUAUUUAUUUUUAAAAAUGAUGGGUUUUUUUGCUCCUUUUGUUUUUUAAAGAGGACUGCCUUUUCUUUUUUAACAUCUGCUAGAUUGGGACUGCUGGAGAGGAUUAUUUCCUGGAAAUAGGAAAGCCCAAAAAAGGUUGUAAUACCGUUGUGUGGGGUGGGGUAUAUGUAAUCAAUGUUUUUUAAAUAAACUUCUGAAAUUAUA
Messenger RNA from Ficedula albicollis (Collared flycatcher), 1909 nucleotides. RefSeq names its product ribosomal protein L7 like 1 (gene RPL7L1). The transcript is spliced from 10 exons. Gene Ontology annotation, biological process: maturation of LSU-rRNA from tricistronic rRNA transcript (SSU-rRNA, 5.8S rRNA, LSU-rRNA). Lineage: Eukaryota; Metazoa; Chordata; Aves; Passeriformes; Muscicapidae. Gene Ontology annotation, cellular component: cytosolic large ribosomal subunit. Bases 1 to 1299 code for a protein of 432 amino acids. The record is from RefSeq and is a predicted model, not a curated record. Gene Ontology annotation, molecular function: RNA binding; structural constituent of ribosome.